AUGGGUACUGCCUUGAACAGGGGCCUUUUAUCGGGAUCCAUUGAUGCGUCUUUGGAAGAGAUUGAAGCAAGAUCAACAUCAUCAUUUUCUCUACAGGAUGGUAUCAAGAUUGGUCCAUUUGCCGUCCUGAAUUUGACUUCUGCUUCUAAUGAACCACGGGGCUCAUUUGCCAGCAAUACCACGCAGAGAACAAUCGAACAAUCGCAUCCCGAAGCCUCCACUGAUAAACUACAUUCAACGCAUCCAUCUUUUCCAUCUGAAGAUUUGCUGGGACUUCCAGAUGACUCAUUACAGUGGUCGGAUAUCUUUGGUCUCAAUGAUAACUUGUACGGGAUUACGUCCAAUUUCUCUUUCGACUCAAUGAACUGCCCGAACUUUCCUCCUUCUUCCCGAUGGCUUGUUUCCGAGAGCGAGAUGUACAAUGCAUCUUUAGCGAUGAAUCUGGAUCUAACGCAUAACAUGGUCCACGAGGAAGGACAGUCACAUUGCACAAGCAUCCUACAGGCUACUCUGGACAGUCCUGUAGCCUCAGUUGAUAUCCUCAAAGAUGCUUCCUUUCUGCUCAAAGUUUUCCAAAAACACGUCGUGUCUCAACUUACUAUCGUUCCUCUGGGCAAGAAAGCACCAUGGAACAUAUUGAAUCUGCCCGCGGCGAUUAUAACACUUGCAGAUUUAACAGUCAUGGAGUCGCAAGAUGUUAGUCAAGCCCGACAGGCUAAUCUCUUCAGUCUUAUUUCAUGCUCUGCUAUGUAUCUGUCUGUUACGCCGUCCGCUGGGUUUGGUGAUUCAAUCUCGGUAACCCACUGGCAGCAAGUUGCCAAUCAAGCAUAUCUUGCGGCCCAGAAUCACAUGCGCAUCUCAUUGAGCAAGGAGACUGAAGGCCCAACCAAAGCCAAGUAUAAGGACCAGCUGAUGGCGAUAUGCGCGAUGAUAGAAUCGGCGAUCUUCCUCGGUCAACACCAAGCCGUGCGAUGCUAUAUGAUCGAUGCUGAACGACUUCUGCGACUCCGCGGAUUAGUUAAAAGCAAGACCUCACACAAAGCUCGCCUACUAAUAAAUGUCUACUCGUGGCUGCGCAUCGUGGGCGAAAGCACGUAUAUUCUCCACGACUUCAGCCCCUCGAACUUGUUCAUUGAUUCUCUGAGUCACCAAAUUCGGACCUGUGGACCACCCAGAAGACUUGAUGGUCAUUCAUCAACGGCGGGGCAUAAUGUCCGUCUAGACGAUUUUCUUGACUUAGAGCAUUCGGAUGACGACCUCAACAUUGACGAGCCAAAGGACCAGAACAGGGAUAUUCCCGAUAUUCACCUCCGUGACUCGAGAAGAUCCGCGCACACUCUUUCGAAACAAGCCUAUGGCCUCUCAGAGACUUGGCUAAGCCUGGUCUCUCAAACUGUCCGGUUGGCCAACGUCUUAGAAAAAAUGGAAGCCGCACAAGGCACCGAAAUACAGAUAGACUCCAAGAUCUGGAAUUUUUUGCAGAAACGGAGUAAUCGCCUCGAAAAUGUGAUCCACUCGUACGGUAUUCGAAACAAUGAUUUCGAUCCCUCGGAAGUGCCGCCGGCGCCUUAUUCCCACGUUCUGCGAGCUUUUAACGCUGCGCUGGUGAUUCUCUUCUACAGGCGAGUUCGAAAAGUGCACCCAGGAAUUUUACAAGGCCAUGUUGAUGCCAUUAUCACUGCUUUAACGUCCUUGCAUGCUACACUACCAGAGGUAGAGCAUACUGGUCCUGGGACACUAUGGCCAAUUUUCCUAGCUGGCUGCGAGGCAAUGACAAAUGAAAGACGGUGUGCUAUCUUGGAGCUAGUGAAACGAUCACAGGAAAGAUGUGGUCUUGCCCCUGUCAAGAUUGCGGAAGAUACCAUGGCUGCUUUAUGGAAACGACAGGACGAGCAUUUCGAGGCGAAUCGUCGUGAGCCUUUCCCGACCUGGAUGGAUAUUCUAAAGAAACAGAAAACCUGGCCCCUGCUUUGUUGA
This is a messenger RNA of Penicillium riverlandense, 1977 nucleotides long. RefSeq lists its product as uncharacterized. The record is from RefSeq and is a predicted model, not a curated record. The coding region runs from base 1 to 1977 and encodes 658 amino acids. Lineage: Eukaryota; Fungi; Ascomycota; Eurotiomycetes; Eurotiales; Aspergillaceae. The transcript is spliced from 2 exons.